This is a messenger RNA of Nerophis lumbriciformis (worm pipefish), 549 nucleotides long. It is a transcript of the gene ghrh, whose product is annotated as growth hormone releasing hormone. Gene Ontology annotation, cellular component: perikaryon; extracellular region; terminal bouton. The record is from RefSeq and is a predicted model, not a curated record. Gene Ontology annotation, biological process: adenylate cyclase-activating G protein-coupled receptor signaling pathway; growth hormone secretion; regulation of protein localization. Lineage: Eukaryota; Metazoa; Chordata; Actinopteri; Syngnathiformes; Syngnathidae. Gene Ontology annotation, molecular function: growth hormone-releasing hormone receptor binding; peptide hormone receptor binding; neuropeptide hormone activity.
ACUUUGUGGCGGAGAGAGAUGACUGGAGCAUAAAGAGGAGCUACAAGGAUCACACACAAUAUUUCACAGUGGGCUGUCCAUUCUUGUAUGUGGUCACCUUUAUAAUGGAGAAAGCUGCACUGAUGCUGUUUUAUUGCCUGCUCACGUCUACAUCAGGAUCCCCACUGUACCCAUCCAUCAGGUUUGGCCAGAGGGACACGUCGAUCCUAAUGACAUCAUCUCUAAAGAAUCCACUGCAGCUUGAAGACACAAGUUCUUCCCAAGAGAGAGCAGAGUUACGUUUGGCUCGCCAUGCAGACGCCAUCUUUACAAACAGUUAUAGGAAAGUGUUGGGCCAAAUCUCUGCCAGGAAGUUCCUUCAGACCAUCAUGGGCAAACGUCUCGGAGAUGAAAGUGCGAGUUUUAUGAAACGCCAGUCCGACGUGUAUGAAGGAACAUAUAAAGAAGAUAUGACAUCCAUCCAGAGCAAUCAGAGGUACGGGAGGACUUCAUGAAAUGGCGUCAGGUAAACAGAAGACGCAAGCAAACAAACACACAGCAGGAAGACCU